Molecule: messenger RNA, 963 nt
Organism: Hydra vulgaris (swiftwater hydra)
Lineage: Eukaryota; Metazoa; Cnidaria; Hydrozoa; Anthoathecata; Hydridae
Source: RefSeq, a predicted model, not a curated record
ACUAUUCCUAUCAAAAAACGCAUCCUUCGGUACAGUGAAUUUUCACUGUAUUUAUAAUUAACGUGAGUAAUCAGACAUCAACAUGGGUCAAAUUCAAAAAAAGUUUGCAUUAACCAUUGGAAUAUGUGGAAUACUUUCUCUUCUCUUUAGUUUUAUAUCAACUGUAUGUGGAUGGGUGUUUGCCUCAAAAAUACCAUAUAAUAUUCAAUUUCGAUCUUUUGAUGAAUAUGGUAUAACUAGUUAUUCUUUUGGAGUGUAUUGGUGGGGUGGAUUAGCUUUGUUUGGUCCUGGCAUUCUUGGAAUUGUAGUUGCAUACACAAAAAAUUUUUGUGCUAUGGUUGCUUUUUUGAUUUUUAAUAUAAUUGGCAUGCUUGCUGCGAUUGCAUGUUUCAUUGUUGUUGCACUUGUACUUGUGGUUUGGACGGGAUUAGGAAUAGAUGAUAACUCUUGCAAAUCUGUUCUAGAAACCUGUACCUGUACAGUUAAUUAUAAGCGUUCAUUUAUAAUAAACACUAGUUGCGAAACACUAUCAAGUAUUCAACCUCUUCUUUUGACAAUAUCUAUUGGGGUAGCACUAUCUGUAUUUGUCGCAUUUAUAGCUUCCUAUGUCAGCUGUAGUUCGCUGUGUAAUACAGAACAGGUUUAUCCCGGUAUGGUUGUUGUUCAACAGCCUUCUAACAUGGUCGUUAUGGCGAAUACUCAGUUCAAUCAGGUUCCACAAGCACCUUAUUACAACCAGCAAAUUCCUUACGGAGGCCUGCCUCCCGCUUACUCCUCAGUACCUGUGACUUCCUACGAUCACAAUCCUACCCAUGAUAAAGCUGCAUUGAUUGAUGAUGGAGUUUUCUAAUUCUAAUUGUCUAAUUAAAAAUAUUUGUGAAUUAUAUUGUUAUUUUAAUAUUGAUUGGAACUGAGUUGCAUAUUUAUUGUAACUCCAACAUUUUUUGAUGAUUUUUUUUUAAA